AUAUCGUAAAUUGAUAACUUCGGUGAGUAAUAGCAUUUGCCAUCCAUUCUCAUUAGUUACGACCUAAGGCUGAUUUAAACGUGUCGCCGUGAAAAAUGAUGAAGCCAUUAUUUCAGUCUGGCCAUACUUUACUAGGUAUUGCGGCUUUCUUAGGAAUCUUCCAAGGAUUGGGAUGGACGAUUCUGGCAAUAAUGGGAGUAACGUACCGAUUCGUCGAGGUUCCAAAAUCGGGUAAUACGCUUUUCGCUGUGUUAGAGUCUCUUAUAGGUCAAGCAUUACAGGUUGAUAACCUUGCCGUUCCAAUGCCAGGCAUGGGAUUGUUUGUAGUUGUAAUUAUAUACCUGGUGAUAUCACUAGUCUGGGUUACUCUGUCAACGUUAUUAAUUUUGAGUAUAAGACGAGGUCAGCACGAUAAUCUUAAAAGAGCAACUCUGGCAUGGGGAGUGAUGACUCUGCUGACUUGCGUUUACGACCUGGUAGUAACCGGGCUGUUGGCUUCUAAUUAUGACGCAAUGCUUACCCUGUUUCAUCGUGAUAUUAAAAAAAACUUCACAAUCCUAUAUUCGGUUAUUUUAUAUGGCAUUUUGAUGUCUAUGGCAGCUCGAGGAUAUGUUUUAUGGGUUAUUAAUUUCAUAAUGAGUGUCUUAAUGAUACGAAAUGGAACAAGUAAAGUAAAAGAGAUAGAUGCGGAAAUGUUAUUUGACCCCCCACAGAUAGAAGACUUCCAAGCAGCUAGAGAUAGGAACCUGGGUCAACAUGACCUUUUCAAUAGAGAGGAUCCGAGGAAGAGAAGGAAGACUAGUUCAGACGGGAACAUUACAAAACCUUCGGCACCUCAUUACGUGUAUCCCUACUCAUCAGAAUCGACUGAGAUCCAUAUACCUCGCGUGAAGGUCGAAAUGAGGAGCUCUACUUCAUAUCCCCCGCAAUUAAUUCGAAAUAAGAGUAUAUAUUAGUUCCCUAGAUAUUGCUUUUGUUUUAUAAAACCUGCAAACGUGCAGGAAUUAUCAGUGGCAUAUUAGUAUUAUCUACUUCAAACUGAACGAGCGGAUGUAGUAUAAAUAGAUAGGUAUUAUACAAAAUAAGUACUUAUACAUUUUUACAAGUUCUUGUACUCGUUCUUGUAUUAUGUCGUUUAAGCAAUAAAUAGUUACAUUUGA
This is a messenger RNA of Photinus pyralis (common eastern firefly), 1160 nucleotides long. RefSeq lists its product as uncharacterized. Lineage: Eukaryota; Metazoa; Arthropoda; Insecta; Coleoptera; Lampyridae. Bases 96 to 956 code for a protein of 286 amino acids. The record is from RefSeq and is a predicted model, not a curated record. The transcript has 6 exons.